ACUGAAUGUUUUGUGUCUGCGGUAGGAGGUCUCUUGUCCUGACUUGGGAUUGUAUUCUUCAUUUAAGUGCUGGAGUGACUUCCAUAUACAGAAGCAGGAAAGGGUAGAAUGAGGGUAUUGGGUAAUGCUGGUGAAAGUGAUUAGAUACUCCAUGGAGAAAAACCAGGAAAUUCUAAUAUGUGAGAUAAGGAGAAUUGUUUGGAGGCAGGACAGCUGUAGUUAAAUAUUUACUUCAGAGCACCAAUGUAUUGCAGUUGAGAGGAGCUUGAUGAAUAAGUAACUUACCAGCUGGGAUGGCUCUAAUGCUUUUUAGCUGGUGGAGAUCUCAACAGAAGAUUGUAAUGUGAUUGUAGUAUGUGCUUAUGGCAGAGUGGGGGACUAAGAUAACAAUAUUGUAUAAGAAAAGAGCAGUAUAGGUUGUUUAUUACCUAGGUAACAUUAAGGAGACAAGAAUACUAGUUGCCACAUGUUGGAAAAAGAAGAAACUGCCGUUACUUCGUGAAGGACUUUACAACUUCUUCUGUGCACCUCUGCUCGGCCCUCAUCCCGAGUUCCUACCUGACUGUCUCUAUGAGGGUGGUGCUAACCACAGAAAUAGCUAUAGUGCCAGCACAUGAAUACUCAAGAACUCUGUGGUGCAUUUAAGCGCAAGUAAAGCACCUGUAUGCAUAUAUGGAAACUUUUUAUGUGUCAUAACAACUUUGUAUGAGGAGCCUCUAUUGUAUAAGCAAUGGGUGAAUUUCCAUUGUGUUAUACCCCCGUUGCAUAUCAUUUCUGAGAAAAGAUAAAGUAUUUUAGAGUUGCCUAUGUAUGCCACUUGAGAAGUGGGUGUGGAUCCCAUUAUGCUCAGGUCACAGCUCUGCCUGCAUUGGAGGAGAAGGCUCCUAGUGUGUGGACUGUGGGACAGAUGAAUCCCAUCUGAAUUCUCUGCUGAUCUCCCCCCUGCUCUGAAGGUGGAGGAGCAACACAGUGGAACUGCAGUGGGAAAGGCCCGCAGAUUUUUAACUUUCUCCUACGCCUCUCUCUGGGCUCAGCCUGUGAUCUUGAGGGUUUGCAGUGAAAUCCUCACUGAGGGUUACUAUACUGGCACACAGACGUGUGAAAACUCAUGUGUGUUUGUAUGUUAGCCUCAACAGAAAAAUAAGUGAGAAGCUGGUAAUGGCAAACAUUGUAACAAGCCUGUGUGAGUCCUGGUUCCCUCUUGUAUUAAUGAGCUGAACUUCUGUUGUGUUAUGCCAUCACUACAUGCCCUUAUUAAGACAGAAUAACAAAAGAAGACUCAGCAAGGUUUAUCCCCUCUCCGUAGAUGUGGAUUCACUCCAUUAUUCCCAGGAAACAAGUUCAAAGAAUGGAUGAAGACUUCGAAACACAGGCACUUGACUCUACUCUUAAAAGUCCAUCAGAGACAGUACUUUCCAUUCGACUGUUAGACUUUAAAACAAGUUUAUUGGAGGCAGUAGAAGAACUGCGUAUAAGAAGGGAAACGGAAAUUAAUUAUGAAGAUCAAAUAAGUAAAAUUGUUGUCGAGAAACAGGAACUUGAGUGGCAGAAGGAAACACUGCAGCAUCAGAUGGACACGUUGCAGCAACAAAACAAAGAAGCUAUGGCAGUUCUUAAAAAACAGUUACAGGCAAGGAUGAUGGCCAUGGAAGAAGAAAAGGGAAAAUAUCAACUUGCUGUAGAAACAAAAGAAAAAGAAAUCGAUGGACUGAAAGAAGCAUUAAAAGCUUUACAGAUUUCAAAAUACACUUUGCAAAAGAAACUAAAUGAAAUGGAUCAAAAAUUACAGAUGCACUUAACAGCAAAAGAGCAACAUCAUAAGAAACUGAAUGAAGUUGAGAAGUGUUAUGCUGCAAUAGCAUGUCAGUUUGGAAUCAUAAAAGGUGUUCAUGGAAAACUGGAGCACAGUGUACAGGAAGCAAUGCAGCUCAAUAAGAAACUAACAUCAGUGAAUAGAAGACAAGAGACUGAAAUAAGGAAUCUGAAGGAAGAACUGAAGAAAGUAACUACAGACCUGAUAAGGUCCAAGGUCACAUCUCAGUACAGGGUGGCAGAAGAAAACAUCAAUCUUGCAGCAAAGGAAAAACAGUUUCAAGAACUGCAACAAAAAAUCAAAAUGGAGACAGAAGUUAGUAAAAAAAUUCAGGAAGAAAACACUCACAUUAAAGAAGAAAAGCUGGAAAUUCUCAGCUCUCUACAGUGCGUGCAGGAGGUGCUUCAGCGAGUAACACAAAGGAAUGUGAGAAUGGAAAGUGAAUUAAAUGCACUGAAAGAAGAAUAUAAGACCCUUGAAAGAGAUAAUGAGCUGCAAAGGCAGAAGGCAAAGGAAAAUGAAGAAAAGUUCCUUAAUCUUCAGAAUGAGCAUGAGAAAGCACUAAGAACUUGGAAAAAAGAUGAGGAAAACAUGAGAAGAGAAAUAGACACUAUUAAAAAUGAGCUGAAUUCCCUUAAGGGAGUUCAUAGACAUCUUGAAGACUCUCAUCCUCCUAAGGGAAAUCAGCAUUCUGAGCAAGUGGACAGUCUGCAGGUGCAUUCAGCAGUGCAGCCUGUACCAAGAUAUGUGAGUGGUCAAGAACACUCAAAAGACAGUGAAAUACAAGCUAUUCAAAAAGAAAAUGAGUGUAUGCAGUCUGUAAUAAGAAAAGACAGUGAUUUUGGACAUGAAGAAACUGAAGUAAAAACCACAAUGGACUCCUCUUUAAGCACUAAGGAAUUGCAGAUAGAACAAAAUUUACAAGUUCUUGAAAACAGUUUUACGGAUGAAAUUAAUGUUGCUAGCCGUCAUGAAGAAAAGCAAAGGGAGGCUUCUCCCAGGAAUACCCUCUGCACAGAUAAGGAUUUAAUUACCCAAGGACAGACCUCAGAAAUACAUGUCACUGAGCACAAAGAAGCAGAAAAUCUGGGAGCAACAUGUAGAAUGUUCCUGGAUGAAAACAAUGCACAUUUAGAACAAAAGCUCCAGGACAGCACUAAGCCAUGCUACACUCAAACAAGAAAAGUCAUCUUAAACAGUGUUGAUGCUGUAGAAGCCUUCAAGAAAAAUGGAAGUCAGGAGACUGACCCUAGCAAGCAAGAAUUGUGCAUUACUACAGAUGAAUCAAUUUGUACUAAGGCAGAUGUAAACCCAAAUGCUGUACAAAACAACAAAAGUACCCUUACACCUGAAGCACCCAAAACUGAGUCUGAAGCAGUUCUUUGCAUCAGGAAUGCUGUGUAUGAGAGAAGUACAGAUAAUCAUCAAGCUAAGGAAUUAAGUUUUGGUAUCCCAUCUUAUAUUAAGGAAAAUUCUCAAACUGAAUACCAAAAAUCUAGGUUGCUGGACAGUGACAAUCACAUAGGCAAUGGAUUACAUCAAACAGAAAAAAUCUUGUUAAAUCCAAGUGGUUUGCAUGUAAAUAAAUUUCCUUUUAAACAGACAUACGUAGAUGCUGAAGACAAGAAUUAUGAAGACAAUACCAGACACAAAACCAAGAAUGGUAUACUGAGGAGUCCUGAUGUACUGAAUGUUCCAACUGUUUAUUGUGAAAAUGUAAGGGGUGAUGAUGCCACAAAAGAACACAGUAAUAACAUGUCUCUCUUACAUACUUUCAAUUUAUGCCUCCCAAAAAUAGAAAAAGCAAUAAAUGUGGAUGACAUGUGCAGCAAGCAACCUGAACAAGACAGUACUGAACGAACAGGGAAUACUACAAACACAUGUACGUUGAAUGCUGGAGCCAUAUCUCCAGCAGAGGCUGAUGGUCUUGAAAUAAUUGCUCAUAAACAAAACCCAGCAGUUACAAUUGUUAGCACAGAUAAACUAAUUCCACUUAAAAAAGUGAAUGAUGAUAUUCAGAUAUGCUCCAUCAAAAAUGGACAUUCACUGGAGAUUAAUAAUUCAACAAAUAACACAUUGUUAAAAGAGAAAAAACUCUUACUGACUGGUACAGUUCCAGGAAGGAAGUUUGCUGAGGGUCACCUGAAAGAAUCAUGCUCUUUACCCAUGAGAACAUCUGGAAAUUUAGUAAACAUAAGUGGAAGGUCAUCUUUUGAUCUUUCAGCCUCAGAUAAAAAAGCUGAGAAAACUCCAGUAUAUGUAAAUUUUUUAGACCUCAGUUCUUGUUCAAGAGUAAAUCAAAUAAGAGGUCAAGCUGUAUGGACUUCAGCCUCCAAGGAGCCUUUCCUUUCAAAAGAGAAACUGCCAGGCUUAGUGGAAAACACAAACGUUACUUCACAAACACAGUGCCAAAAUCCCGGUGAGAAUGUUGACAGAAGAGAAACAGGGUCGGGUUCUACCAGUUUUAACAGAGCUGCUGACACUUUGAAUACCUCUAGCAUCCACCGAGCCCCCCAGGGAGACCCUGGUGAAGACUGGAAUGCUAUAGCAAAGACUUUUUAUGAUUCUUCUUUUCCCACAGAACAUGUGAAACGAGGAUUUACUGCUUCACAGCAUGAGAAGUCUCCUCAGGUGACUGUAGCUCCAGCAGGAAAUGCACUCAGUGAGGACACCUGUUCUAGUCAUAACUCCAUCAUACAAAAUGAAAUGGAAGAAAUUGAAAAAUUCUUGAAUUUGGAACGAGUUCAUUCAGCAAAAAAAAGAAAAUAUGAAGGAGGCCAGUGAGGAUCAGUGGCAGGAGAUGAAAAGCAUGUCUUUUAAGCAUAGAUAAAUCACUUGCCUAAACCAGAUUUGCAGAGGUAUUCCUAUGGAACAUAGCAUGCAUGCACUGUGCUUUCAUAUAUAAUACAGCAUAUAGACCUAGUCAUGUUUAGAAAUGGAUGCAAUCCCUGCUAAUAACAUUAGUUCUCUGUCUCUGCAAUCAAAUCCCGGUUAUUAUGGACUUUUCCCCAAAGUUAAGAAGUUCACAAGUUAAUGUUUUAAUAGCCAUUAAGUAAAACUAAACGAUUACUUAAGAGUUCCCUUUUG
Pezoporus flaviventris is the source of this 4900-nucleotide messenger RNA. It is a transcript of the gene CCDC73, whose product is annotated as coiled-coil domain containing 73. NCBI's taxonomy places the organism in Eukaryota, Metazoa, Chordata, Aves, Psittaciformes, Psittacidae. The record is from RefSeq and is a predicted model, not a curated record. The coding region runs from base 1307 to 4597 and encodes 1096 amino acids. The transcript is spliced from 19 exons.